Messenger RNA from Ectocarpus siliculosus, 78 nucleotides. The record is from the annotation of a GenBank genome assembly. NCBI's taxonomy places the organism in Eukaryota, Phaeophyceae, Ectocarpales, Ectocarpaceae.
AUGGCGCGGCGACGUCUGCAUACGGGAGCUACGGAAGCUCGGCGGCUACGUCUCGAGUUGGGCAGCAGCCACCGGUAG